CACCACAGUCACAUCUCUCUUAUUAGAGAGUCUGAAAAAUGAUAAUAGUCACACUGUACCAGCAGAUAGUCCACUAAAUUCUUGAAAGGAUGAAGAAGAAUAAGCAAUGGUGCAAAUCCAAUCCAAGAAAAUGUUCCAAGUUCUAUAAGGAUGACAAUAUUAUAACAUGGAUAUUGUAUUCAUUUGGCAUUGGAUUUUGUCUUAUUACCACAAUUAUAAUUAUUGUGAUUUGGGUAAGCCAACUUACGACUGACAUGAACGAAGCCAACUACUUGAAUACAUUUGAAUCUACCGUCUCCCUCGAAAAAAGAAAAUACUUUAAGUCAAUCAUGGAUACAUUUAGGUUUGAAACAACAAUAAUACGGAAUUUUAAUGAAAAUGAGCUGGCAAUUAUCGAUAGUACCAGCAGUUCAAGUUAUUGGCCAUAUGAAAGAAGUAAUAUGUAUGAAUUCGCUUUGGAUGUGCAUAAAAAUUUUAGCGUACAUAUUACAAUAAUCGAAGGAUAUAAUGAGUCCAUGAAAUUGAACAUUCUUUGGUUUCCGGGUCAAGUCGAAAAAAAUACAAGUUACUUAUCUCAAACAGCGUAUAAUUGUCAGCAAUACUUAAAGCCUUAUAUUGCAAUCGAUAACCUUAAGCCAAAUCUCACAUAUACUAUUUGCAUUAUGCCCAUCGAAUAUGUAGUUACAUCUCCUCAAAAUUGUAAGCCACUUCAUAUAGCGACAAAUUAUGUCUUCGAUGAUAUGGAUAGCAUUUGGAUUUCGGAUAACGAAAAAGAAUUAGCUGUAGUUGUAUUGUGUUUCGUGUUUUGCUUAUCGGUAUCAACUGGAGCAUUUGUUGCAUAUUUUUGGAUUAAGUCAAACCCUCAACUAUUAAAACGAUCAAAAAUAAUAAUGGAUAUCAAGAAUAUGGAUAAAGCUUGCUACGUAUCGACUAUUAAACUAUCAGUCGAUUCAAAAGAUAUAAAUAUGCAAACACAUGACGAUUAUUUUAUAAACAAAAGGAAAAGAUCGACUGAAUUUCUCAGCUUUUCUUCCACGUCCACAUACUUUGAAGAGUUUUGUCAAAACUUUGAUCAUCAGGUCUAUUACGAGCUACCAUUGCAACAAGAUAUAGUCAAAAAUGGAAAUUAUUAUAAAAACUCUGACAUUCCACCACCUCUUCCGAAACGUAAUUCCAUUGAAACAAUAUAA
Molecule: messenger RNA, 1190 nt
Organism: Drosophila busckii
Lineage: Eukaryota; Metazoa; Arthropoda; Insecta; Diptera; Drosophilidae
Exons: 5
Coding region: 90-1190 (366 amino acids)
Source: RefSeq, a predicted model, not a curated record